AUGGCCCAGCAGAAUGCCCGUCAAUUCCGUGGAGUUAAGAGCAUGCGGGAGCUGGCGGAAGCCCCAACCGUGACGGCCUUCCGGGCGAGAUUCGAAGCCGGUCGCUCCUUCGAUCUCGAUGACGACUUGGAGUUCUGCCCGAACCUUCUGACUGAUGAGGAUCUGCACUCCAUUCACUCUGCCUCGUCCGACCGUUCGUCACUCUCCAGCGGGUCGCCGGAUACAUCGCCUCUGCAGCACCAGAUCCAGCCGGUGCAGCAGGUCACUCCGUCCAUCUCCCUCUCUCCCGCCUCGACCAACUCCUUUGUCCACGCCGGUGUCGCCGCCAACCCUAAUCAUGUCAACUACCACCAGCCUGCUGCCAACCGGACCCGCAAGGUCAUUCCCAUCGUUAAUCCCACCACCGGGAUGACCAUGACCAGCCCGCCGGCGUCGAUGUCGCCAGCGAUGCUGCAGACUGCUCAGCGUCGAUGGUAA
Molecule: messenger RNA, 477 nt
Organism: Penicillium canariense
Lineage: Eukaryota; Fungi; Ascomycota; Eurotiomycetes; Eurotiales; Aspergillaceae
Product: DUF4452 domain-containing protein
Exons: 2
Coding region: 1-477 (158 amino acids)
Source: RefSeq, a predicted model, not a curated record